AUGAAUGGAGAUUCCAGAUCAUCUGCUGGAGUUGAUAGUGCUUUGAAACUUCUAGAUCCAAUGUGGAAAGUGCAGCAGCUAGCUGAUCCAAUCCACUUAGGUCAGAGUCAGUUUCGUAAGUGUUACAAAGCUAACUUCAGUCCCGACAUGUUUACUGGGUCCACCCGUGAACAAAAGCGUGAAGCACAGAAGGUAUUCAGCCAGGAUAUGAAAGCAAGGUGCAGUUUAAUUAUUAAAGAACUGAUGAAACUACACACUGGUAAUAUCGGUGUACUGAAACGAAACUUACCAAAGGUCAUGCAAUCAACACUUUCGUGCUACAGUGGUGACUGUUCAAAGUGUUCGCGGUACUCGGUCGUCUGCAGUGGAGGAAUAACGAACAACUGGUGGCACCGAUCCAUGUUCCUGGGUACACACAGAAUCACUAAGAAUGUGAACUAUUCACGAACGAUGACUGGGAGAGCUGCAUCCACCAUCCACAGGCUGAACAACGCCCCAGGAACAUCGAUGAUAGAAAAGUGCAAGUACUGUGGCAUCGAACUGUCAGCUCGGGUGAGGCGUUCACUGCGUCAGAUGGACAAAGAGUCGGACUAUCAAAAAAGAUAUCAAAACAAUCCACAGGUGGUUAAAAGGCACAGUCAAAGAGCAGACAACUCCUGUGACCACAGUUAUUCAAAGUAA
Messenger RNA from Gigantopelta aegis, 681 nucleotides. RefSeq lists its product as uncharacterized. The transcript is spliced from 2 exons. The coding region runs from base 1 to 681 and encodes 226 amino acids. Lineage: Eukaryota; Metazoa; Mollusca; Gastropoda; Neomphalida; Peltospiridae. The record is from RefSeq and is a predicted model, not a curated record.